AUGGGAUUCCUAUACUUGGUGGUAUUAGCAGUAACCAUAGUGAGCAAUGAACUUGGGAAGGGGGUGGACGGCUUCGCCUGCAACUGGGGAACACGUUCAACUCAUCCCCUCCCCCCCAACAUAGUUGUGCGGCUGUUGAAGGACAACGGAUUCGACAAGGUGAAGCUGUUUGAAGCUGAUCCUGGUCCUCUCAAGGCCCUCGGCAAUUCUGGCAUCCAAGUUAUGGUCGGCAUCCCCAAUGACCUCCUAGCAUCCCUCGCAAGCGACGCCAACGCCGCCGCCGCCUGGGUCUCCCAGAAUGUCUCCUCUUACGUUUCCAGAUAUCGUGUCGAUAUCAGGUAUGUUGCUGUGGGCAAUGAACCAUUCCUGAAAAGCUACAACGGCAUGUUCGUCAACUCCACCUUCCCAGCACUCCGAAACAUUCAGGCGGCUCUGACAAAUGCAGGGUUAGGCCGUCGAGUGAAGGCCACCAUCCCUCUCAACGCAGAUGUGUAUCAGAGUGAUUCUGGCCUUCCUUCCGGCGGCAACUUCAGGCCUGACAUUCACGGCCUCAUGAUCUCCAUCAUCAAGUUUCUCUCCCAAAACGCUUCUCCUCUUUCCAUUAACAUCUACCCCUUCCUCAGCCUCGACGCCGAUCCCAACUUCCCCAAAGAAUUCGCCUUCUUCGAUGGCUCCGCUCCCCCCGUGGUGGAUGGCUCCGUUACUUAUACCAAUGUGUUGGAUGCCAACUUCGACACCCUCAUUGCAGCUCUGGAGAAGAAUGGUUUUGGUUCCAUGCCAGUCAUGAUCGGAGAGGUGGGAUGGCCCAGCGACGGAAGCUCCAAUGCCAACUUAAGAAAUGCGCAGAGGUUCAAUCAGGGCCUUGUGGAUCGCAUAGUGAAGAAGGAGGGAAGUCCCAGGAGAGCUGCCCCGCCAGAUAUAUACAUAUUUGCACUUGCUGACGAGGAUGCCAAGAGUAUUGAUCCGGGCAAUUUUGAGAGACACUGGGGCAUAUUCAACUACGACGGAUCCGUAAAAUACCCGCUGAGAAUGGGGAAUGGGAAAGCACUGGUGGGUGCCAAAGGAGUGAGGUAUCUGCCAAAGAGAUGGUGCGUGCUAUCACCUCAAGCAGGCGUGUCCGACCCCAACAGUUUGGGACAGAGUAUAAACGAAGCCUGUGCGCGUGCUGAUUGCACCAGUCUUGCUCCUGGCUCGUCUUGUGCAGGAUUGGACCCCAGGACCAACGCUUCAUAUGCAUUCAACUCCUAUUUCCAGACCAUGAAUCAAAGUAGAGAUGCUUGUCGGUUCAACAACCUGGGAAUCAUCACCAAUGUAGAUCCUUCGCCACGCCAAGGUAGCUGCAGAUUCAAGAUCAUGAUCGACACAAGGAAGCAUCAAAAUAGGACCAUCCCCACCACACCCUCCUCUCGCUCCCCUCCUGCGUCUGCACCAACAGAGCAGCCCUUGCUCGUGCUGGCAUCAGGCUUCAUCCUCUUCAUCGUUUACUGUUAUAGCGCUCUCUAAGUUAGAUUCUGAACGCCAUCUGGGAUGAAACUAUGUGAAGAAAUGGGAUGGUUUAAUUCUUUAUUUGUGUUUAAGAAUAAUAAUUUGUGAAUGAUGCAUGAGAGUAUUGAGAUGUGUAUCGCAUCGAAAAGUCAUGCACACAAUCUCCCCUUCAUUCCGCAGUUUAAAGUUGAAAUACUCGUACAUGUGAGGUGAUCAGUAAGUAGGACGAAACUUGGUUUUGUUGGUCAUGCAUUUGAGUUUAUAUGAAAUUUUAAAGAUAAUAAGACUUAUUCUUCACACUUA
Neltuma alba is the source of this 1788-nucleotide messenger RNA. Its product is annotated as glucan endo-1,3-beta-glucosidase 5-like. Gene Ontology annotation, molecular function: hydrolase activity, hydrolyzing O-glycosyl compounds. Bases 1 to 1503 code for a protein of 500 amino acids. The transcript has 2 exons. The record is from RefSeq and is a predicted model, not a curated record. Gene Ontology annotation, biological process: carbohydrate metabolic process. NCBI's taxonomy places the organism in Eukaryota, Viridiplantae, Streptophyta, Magnoliopsida, Fabales, Fabaceae.